Molecule: messenger RNA, 585 nt
Organism: Prunus armeniaca (apricot)
Lineage: Eukaryota; Viridiplantae; Streptophyta; Magnoliopsida; Rosales; Rosaceae
Source: the annotation of a GenBank genome assembly
AUGGUUAAUUGCAACUCAAGUACUGUUGUGCCCGGCAUAGAAAAGGAUGUCAAAGUUGCUUGUAACUCAAUGGCUACUGAGAGCUUGGAGAGGAAGCUUUCUGAAAUUUCCUGUAAUGGGGUUCCCUCCAACAUGCCUAAUGGUGGGCAGGCUAGAAAGUAUAUGGAUGAUGAACCAAUUCAAGAAGAGACUCCUAGAAAAGAGAGGGUUCUAUUAAAUGGUCAGGUUGAAGAGAAUGUUGUGCAUGGACAAAAAGAUUUACAUGUAUCUAACGGAAGCUCUGCUGCUCAAGAGGGGCCAGCUCAUUCUGAAAGUUUAGACCAUGAAGAAAAAAAUGAUUCUGAUUUCCAUGGGCAAAAGGAUUUCAUGGAUCAUAGAGAAACCGAGUUGGUUGUUCUGGAAAAUGAAAUCUCAGACCUUAAUGAUAGGUUGGAGGCACUCGAGACUGAUCAGGAUUUUAUUGAGCACAUGCUUUACUCUCUUCAAAAUGGAAAUGAAGGCCUACGGUUUGUUCAAGACAUAGCUCAUCAGCUGCGAGAAUUGCGAAAAAUUGGGACCGCUUUCAGUUGUCAGUCUGUUUCCUAA